Papaver somniferum (opium poppy) is the source of this 2325-nucleotide messenger RNA. RefSeq names its product protein FAR1-RELATED SEQUENCE 9-like. Lineage: Eukaryota; Viridiplantae; Streptophyta; Magnoliopsida; Ranunculales; Papaveraceae. Gene Ontology annotation, biological process: regulation of DNA-templated transcription. The transcript is spliced from 2 exons. The record is from RefSeq and is a predicted model, not a curated record. Bases 1 to 2325 code for a protein of 774 amino acids. Gene Ontology annotation, molecular function: zinc ion binding.
AUGCAAUUACAACAGGGUUUACACAACGGUGCUCAACUUGAAGAAGACGAUCUCCAAGUGCGGCGCAAAUUGGAUUUAGGUAAGGGCAUCGACCUAAAUAUUUCUUUAGAUGAUAUCUCUACUGAAGAGUCGAAUGAAAAUGUCGCAUGUGUUGAAUCAAUUCACUCUAGAAUAAGAAAAGAACAAAUUCCAGUACUAGGAAUGGAGUUUGAAACAGUAGACAAAGCCUACACUUUUUAUAAUACAUAUGCAUUCUAUUUUGGGUUUAGUGUGAGAAAAAGUAAAUCCCAUUUCUUUAGCAAUAAGAAAUUGAGAGAUAGACUAUUUGUUUGUCAUGCUGAAGGUAAACGUGAUGUAGAUACUCGUGAUGCCGCCGAUGUCAAGUCUCACCGUGCAGAAACAAGGUUCGAGUGUCUAGCUAGGAUGAAAAUCAGUUGUGUUUCAAAUGGUGAUAUGUAUCGUGUCAUUGAGUUUAUUCCUAAUCAUACACAUGUUACAUCUAGUCCUUCGAAGACACAUCUUUUUAGAUCUCAUAGGAAAAUGAGUGCUAUAAAUAUAGCUCAAGCCGAAAUGGCGGAUAGGUCUGGAAUAAAUCCUAAAGAAACAGUAGAAUUUAUGAGUAGACAAGCAGGCGGUCGGGAACAUCUUGGAUUUAUUCCACUUGACUAUAAAAAUUAUUUUCGCACCAAGCGAACAAGAGAAAUGAAAACAGGAGAUACGGGAGGUGUAUUAGAAUAUCUGCAAAAGAAGAAAUUGGCUGAUCCAAAUUUUUUAUAUGCCAUACAAGUGGAUAAAGAGGAUUUAAUAACUAAUAUAUUUUGGGCUGAUGCCAGAACGAUGGUAGACUAUGAUUAUUUUGGCGACGUGGUUUGUUUUGAUACCACUUUUAGAAAAAACAAAGAAGGAAGACCUUUUGCGAUGUUUGUUGGAGUUAACCAUCAUAAGCAAUCAGUCAUAUUUGGUGCUGCACUUCUGUAUGAUGAAACUGCAGAGACUUUUGAGUGGUUGUUUGACAUUUUUGCUAAAACCAUGUCCGGGAAGAAACCAAAGAGUAUUUUUACUGAUCAGGAUGCUGCAAUGGCAAAAGCUUUAGCAUCGGAGUGGCCGGAAACAACCCAUCGGUUAUGCAUUUGGCAUAUAUUUCAAAAUGCAGCUAAACAUCUUAGCCAUGUUUUUGAAAAAUUCGAUAACUUCGCUAAGGAAUUUAGCAACUGUGUAUAUGAUUACGAGGAGGAAAAAGAAUUUAUAGAUGCUUGGAAAAAUAUGCUUGAGAAAUAUAAGCUCCAAGAUAAUGAAUGGUUCAGCAGAUUAUUCAAUAUAAAAGAAAAAUGGGCUUUGGUUUAUGGAAGAAAUACCUUUAGUGCUGAAAUCACCACCACCCAACGAAGUGAAAGCUUGAACAGUUUGGUAAAAAAAUAUGUCAACUACAAGUAUGAUAUGUUGCGUUUUUUUCGUCGUUUUGAAGGGCUAGUUGAUGAUCGUCGUUAUGAAGAGUUAAAAGCAGACUUCAAAGCAAGCCAGAGCUUCCCUGCACUUUCAUUUCCGGUAAAGAUUUUAAAACAUGCAGCAAUCGUAUAUACACAUGAGGUUUUGAAAUUAUUUCAGAAACAAUUAUGUAGAGCUCAUGAUUGUACCGUGAAUUACCUUGGAGACACUAGUAUGACAGUUAGAAAAUAUGGAGUUAUUCCUCAUGCGCAAGAAUAUCACCGAACAGUCAUCUUUGAUAUGGAAAAUAAUAACAUCUCUUGUAGCCGCAGGAAAUUUGAAUUCGCAGGCAUCUUUUGUUCACAUGCUCUAAAAGUUUUGUCCCUGCACAACAUUAAAAGUAUUCCUACUCAGUACAUUUUAAAAAGGUGGACGAAAGAUGUGAAGUCCGGCAGUGUAAAAAUAAGUCCAAUAGCUACCACUGCAAAUGAUCCCAAAGGAGAUAUAAUAAAACGUUACAGAGAGUUGUGUAGACUACACGUUCAGUUGGCGACAAGAGCAUCAGAGUCAAGUGAAGCAUAUGAAAUUGCUUUGUCAGGAUUUAACAACACACUAGCAAAGGUUGACGACAUUCUCAGAGGAAUAACAACUAAAGAAAAUUCACAACCAAUGUUGCCAACGACCAAUAAUCUAGAAAAUCCAAGUGUAGUUGUACCCAUCCACGGUGAUAAUGGUAAUGUGAGGGGAAUAAAAAUCAAAGAAAAAGAAGUAGGUGUUAGCUCCAAAAGGCCACAAAGCGGUUUAGAGACAGAGACUAAUAAGAAGAAAAAGGGCGCUUUACAAACAGCCACUACCAAGCAGAAAAGAGCUCGAAGAACCCUGUUAGAUCCAAAAAAAUAG